This is a messenger RNA of Aethina tumida (small hive beetle), 4376 nucleotides long. It is a transcript of the gene Ube4B, whose product is annotated as ubiquitin conjugation factor E4 B. The transcript is spliced from 9 exons. NCBI's taxonomy places the organism in Eukaryota, Metazoa, Arthropoda, Insecta, Coleoptera, Nitidulidae. Gene Ontology annotation, molecular function: ubiquitin-ubiquitin ligase activity. Gene Ontology annotation, cellular component: cytoplasm; ubiquitin ligase complex; nucleus. The record is from RefSeq and is a predicted model, not a curated record. The coding region runs from base 216 to 3710 and encodes 1164 amino acids. Gene Ontology annotation, biological process: protein polyubiquitination.
UGUUUAGACUGUGACGAGUUGCGCGUCAGGAUGGUGAAUUGCUAAAACUUCUAAUGUCAUUGAGAGAAACACUCAGCUGUUCGACAGGGUGACUGACUCGCACAUUUGACGUCUGUAUUUUAGUGUGGUGACUGUUUUUUAGGGAGACCGAAACGAAAAUUACCGUCGAACGCAAACACUAAACACAACGAGAGCCACAUUCGAUCCAAGAAAACAUGAGCGAGUUAAGUCAAGAGGAGAUCCGUCGUCGGAGAUUGGCCCGAUUAUACGGUGCCGGUUCUCCAGCAAGUUCGCCGUCGAGCUCGGUCUCGCCGCCCAUCACCCCCAUCUCUCAGUCGCCGAUGGGCGGCGUUCAGAUGUCGUUCGAGACGAAGGGCGGCGGUAACACCACUCCGACCGCCAUGGACGAAACAGGAACGAACUGUGAUAACGGCGCGUCUCAAUCCGAAGGCGUGUUCAAAGAGCCAACCAAACCGAUCGACAUCAAUAUGCCGUCGUCGUCCAAGGGCAGGGAGAGACGACCGCCGCCACCGCAACGGAGCGAUUCCGAGAAUAGUUCCACGCACAUGGAGGUCGACGAAGUGGGCAGUUGCAACGACAAGACUGGCGGUAACACUGAUAUCGAUUCGGGAUUCGAAAACAUGGAGGUGGACGAAGCCGAAAAUACGACGGUGAAGAAAGACGCGGCACGCCAAAGGACCACUUCAUCUACUUCCGAAAUGUCGGAGGAACAGCUGCGUGCUACCAUCGCACGUGUUUUACAUUCCACGUUCACCGACACGUCAUCCGAAACUAGGCUGUACCUGCCGGAAACUGCCAAGAGUCUACAAGAGAAUCCUUCGGUGCGAUUGAGCGCCUUAAUAUCGAACACCAUUCAAGAAGUGUUAGCUAUUUCGACAACCGGCGUCGACCCAUUUGUAAACUUAAAACCCGAAGAACCUGAAUCCUCGCCAUCGUUUACGGGCAGUCCCACACUCAACUCGCCAUCAGUGAGUCCGGCGGGCUCCUGUCCCAUACCCCUUCUAACGAUGCGUCCGCCCGAAUCAUCCCGACCCGUCAAUGUCCAUCCCGCCGAACUGUCUCUCAAUUUUUUGAUGGAGUCGUAUAAUCGCGUCGCGAUCGAAGAACGCAAUCAUCCCAAGAAAUCAAGCGUCCCGCCGCUGAGCAAUCUGCUGGCGGAAUUGCGAAUGCAGUUGGUACAGCACGCCACCUUAGUGCUGAGAGGUUACGUAGGAACGAGGGGGCGUGAAUCGCCCCUCCUUCAACCCAUGUUGCAACAAACUAUUCCCAGAGGUUUCGUCAACGAGUUAGUAUCCAGAACGUAUCAAGACGAGAAAGUUUUCACCGCCGUUUUUGGGCCUGUUCUACAAGGUUUGUUUAAUAUGAUGCAAAAAGCGAGUGUAGUUGGUGACGAGCACCGCAUUCCUCUGCAAACGCUCUUCGAAUUGUCCGAUAUUCGCGUCGGAACACGUCCAAUUUGCACCCUCAUAACGAAACUGCCCCAGUUCUGUCCUGAAACAAUGACACCAGCGCCUGGCAGAGAAAUUACCCGCACCUCAUUCCUCGGUCCAUUCCUCUCCAUAUCCGUUUUUGCGGAGGACGAACCGAAAGUGGCCGAAAAAUUUUUCUCAGGCAACUCAACUACCGACAAAAGCAUUAAUCAGACACUGCAACUAGAACUGGAGAAUUUCCGUACUGUGCAACGGCAAAUUUUCAAUAUGCUGGCCGUGAAUACGGAAAGUAGACAGGCUAGUUUGGAGUACAUUGCUCGCAUACUCAAGAGCAACGAAAAACGAUGCCAAUUACAGGGCGAUCAAAGAACGUUAGCAGGUGACGGUUUCAUGUUAAACAUGCUGAGCGUAUUGCAAUGGCUCUCUGUAAAGAUCAAGCUCGAAAAGAUGGAUUUCUUCUAUUGUUUCCACCCCGAAAGUCUCGUUCACAUACAGGUGGACGACACCCGAUUGAAAUUUACGUCUACGGAAGUGGCUGCUUGGCUUGACGACGUUCACAGGACACGCAAGUUUAAGCAGCCCAACUUCAGCAGCGUAUGUUGGUUCCUUACGUUGCACUGUCAUCAUCUCGCUCUCAUUCCUGCAAUGCAAAAAUACCAGAGACGUUUACGCGUCAUCAAAGACCUGGAGAAAAUUUUGGAGGAGACGUCGUCCGCGGAGGCGCAAUGGCGUAAUACUCCCUUCGCUAAUAGAAAUAAACAGUUCAUGAAGCGUUGGCGGCAGCAGCUUAAGAAACUUAAUAAGUCUAAGGCUUGUGCGGACGCUGGUCUUUUGGAUGAGAAUCUGAUGCGCAGAUCGUUGGACUUCUACGCUAGCUUAGCAGAUUAUUUAACGUGUUUGAUGACGAACAAACGUCCGGGUCUUUUGGAAACGGGAUCUAUUAAGUUUCCCGUCAAUCAACCGGCAUCCGACGCCUUCUCUGCAUUGCCCGAGUGGUAUGUCGAGGACAUCGCCGAGUUCUUGCUAUUCGCCCUGCAGUACUUCCCAAAAAUGGUGAACAAAAACUGUGACGGUCGCUUAAUGACAUGGCUCUUGGGAACGAUCUGCUCUGCAAGUCUCGUACGUAACCCGUACUUGAUCGCCAAACUUGUCGAGGUGAUAUUCGUAAUUAUGCCGGUCAUUCAACCCCGUUGCAAGGACAUGUUCAACAUGUUCAUGAUGAAUCCUAUUUCGGAAAAUCAUCUCGUUAGCGCGUUAAUGAAGUUCUACACGGACGUGGAGACCACAGGAUCUAGUUCGGAAUUCUACGAUAAGUUCUCCAUCAGAUACCAUAUCAGUGUGAUCAUGAAAGUUUUAUGGCAUUCGCAAGUGCACCGGGCGGUUCUCAUCAGCGAGUCCAGCUCCGGUAAGCAGUUCGUUAAGUUCAUAAACAUGUUAAUGAACGACACCACAUUCUUAUUGGACGAGUCGCUCGAGUCGCUUAAACGCAUUCAUGAAGUGCAGGAGCUGAUAAGUGACGAAGAGAAAUGGGGAAAAAUGCCGGCCGAACAGCAACAGUCGCGCAUGCGACAACUAAGCGCCGACGAACGUCAGUGCCGUUCCUAUUUAACGUUGGCCAAACAGACAGUUGAAAUGUUCCAAUAUUUAACUAACGACAUAAAGGAACCGUUCUUGCGGCCCGAACUUGUGGACAGGUUGGCCAGCAUGUUGAACUUCAACUUACAGCAGUUGUGCGGCAAGAAAUGCAACGAUUUGAAAGUGCGCAACCCCGAUAAAUACGGAUGGGAACCGAGGAAAUUGCUGAGCCAAUUAAUCGACAUUUAUUUACAUCUGGACUGCGAUAAGUUCGCAGAAGCUCUUGCCAAAGAUGAGAGAUCGUUCAGGAAAGAGUUGUUCGACGAUGCGGCGGAACGGAUAAAGCGUUUACAGAUCAAGGUCGGUGCUGAACUAAUUCAGUUUAAAGAAUUGGCAGGGAAGGCGCACCAGUACAUGGUGGCGAAUCAAAAAUCAGACGAUUGGAUGGCCGAUGCGCCAGAGGAGUUCAAGGACCCACUCAUGGACACAUUAAUGACCGAUCCGGUGCUUCUGCCGAGCGGUUUAGUGAUGGAUCGUUCGGUGAUCAUGAGACAUUUGUUGAACAGUAACACUGAUCCGUUCAACAGGCAGCCUUUGACUGAAGAUGAGCUUAAGCCUGUGGAUGAACUCAAGGAAAGAAUCAGGAUAUGGAAAAGCGAAAAAUCGUCCAGGUCUUCUGAUUAGUAAAGUAAUUUUAUGUGGUUCAUUUUGAGAAUUGUGUAUUAAAGUAACUGUACUGGUUUUUAUACUUUUGAUAAAAAUAAAAGACUCGAAUCAUACACAAUAUGUACGUUGAUUACGUGAAAUUUUUAACACAAUAUUCUCUAAGGCUGAUAAAUAAGGUAUUAGAUCUCAAGAUUUUAGUUGCAUUUUUCUUUAUUUUGUCUGUUGAUGAAAUUGUAACUGCCAUAAGACAUUCUUUUCCGUUUGCAGCUAAUCAGCUUUUAUUGUUUUUAAAUCUGUUGCAAUGCUUUUUCUGAAGUGAACAUUUUGUAUGUAUAAUGUAAUUCUAUUUUUCUGGAGCAAUAAUUCCUACAAUUAGAUAAGAAUUGAAGUUUAUGAUGAACUUAAGAUUUCAAUUUUCAUGACAAAAUGUUCACCAAAAUAUUUGUUGUACAUAGUUUAUAUAUUUUAGGAACAGUGAGAUGUAUAAUAAUUUAAAAAUAAAUUUAUUACGAGUAAUUUGUAACAAGUUUGGUCAGUUUACAAUUGUGCAAGUUAUUCCCAGAAUUUAAAUGUAUUGAAUUUUGUAAAAUGAUCAAACUAGUUUGAAAUAAGAGAUUUUUUAUAUGAGAAUUAAAUUGAGUAGAUUGUAACCUUUAUAGGUAAAUAAAGUUUAUAUAAAAUUUA